Molecule: messenger RNA, 450 nt
Organism: Durusdinium trenchii
Lineage: Eukaryota; Dinophyceae; Suessiales; Symbiodiniaceae
Source: the annotation of a GenBank genome assembly
AUGGUGAAGUGCUGCCUUUGUGGAGUGCAGCUUUCGGCAGCAGUGCAGACUGGGGCCCGCUGUGUGCAAUGCCUUCGAAAGGAGGUGGACGUGGGAGCUUCGGUGCACCGGCGCGGCCAAGUGCACCGCUGCAAUACCUGUCAGCGCUGGCUGCGGCCGAACGGCGGCUGGACGGUGGCCGACCCGGAGAGCCGAGAGCUGCUGGGCAUUUGCCUGAAGAACGUCAAAGGUAUUGGCCGCGAACUUCAACUGGUCACCGCCAGCUUCCUGUGGACUGAGCCCCACUCGAAGGAGCUCAAGCUGAAGCUCGAAUUGCAGCAAGAGGUCAUCACCGGGGUGGUCGUGCGACAAGCGGUGGUGGUGGAGUUGGGCGCCCAGGCAUUGGUAGGGCAUUUCUCGGUCUUCACCAUCCUGAACUCCUCGACCCACAACCCACGGUACUGCGAUUGA